Cygnus olor (mute swan) is the source of this 3798-nucleotide messenger RNA. RefSeq names its product thymocyte expressed, positive selection associated 1 (gene TESPA1). NCBI's taxonomy places the organism in Eukaryota, Metazoa, Chordata, Aves, Anseriformes, Anatidae. Gene Ontology annotation, molecular function: signaling receptor binding. Bases 1561 to 3393 code for a protein of 610 amino acids. The record is from RefSeq and is a predicted model, not a curated record. The transcript has 12 exons.
UGGCCCCAACCGGGCUGUCCCCGGUGCUGGGGUUCAAUCCUGCGCCACCCCGAGCCUCUCCUGGAGGCGGGAGUGGUGAAAUGGAGGACGCUGCGUGUGAUGCUCCUGGUUUUUGGGGUACGUCUCCCUGCACGGGGUCCUCUCCUGGGGUCCCCUUGGUUGGGGAAUGACGGGACAUCCCCAGCCGUGCCUCCUCCCAGCUCCCCUCCCUCUCCAUCCCUUCCUCCCCUGCAAUUUUCCGGCCUCCUCCAAGCAACGAGGACACAAAACAGCAGCCGGGACCUCGCCCGUGCUGUCAGCAAAUAACCGCGGCUCCCUGGGGCUGCCCGCGUGCGCUCUCGGCUCGGCCCACUUCCAUUUUACUCCUCGCCGGGCUUUUACGGGAAAAUCCUGCCCGGCUUCGAUCCGGCCUUGCCCUGCUCGGCCGCGUCCCGGGAGCCUUGGAUGCGGCCCCAGCUCGGCGGCGAGGAGGAGGCUUCAAAGCCCAGGAGCUGCUGGGGAAGGUGGAGGGGAAAGCGGCUUCAGAGCCAUGCGGCGGCGGGCGGAGAGGCUGCAAAGUCAUUUUGGGGGGGGGGGGGAAUAUCGGGGAGGAGAAGGUGGAAUCGGGCACAGAUGCGGGGUGAUAGCGCUGGGAUAGAUGCAGCAGGGAUCUGGGGAUGUCCCUGGUCCCUUGGCCACUAAGCACAGCGUCCCCUGGCCCUCGACAUCCCUGAGCAUCCCUGCCAGGGCGGGGAUGGUGGGUGCUGGAUGUGACCCAGGGCUAAUAAAACCCUCCAAGUGCAUCGGGCUGAAAGCAUCCCGUGGGAGGAGGAGGCUGCUUUCCUGCUCCUGGCCUGGAGGGAAGCCAGGGCACAGGCGUUACGGCCGGGACAAAACCCUUCCCCGCAGAGGAGGGGACGAAGUGGCACGGUGGUGAUGCGCCGCGGGGCUUCCCUGGAAAAUCGCGCUCCCGGGCGGGAUAAAGCAAUGGUUAAUUCGGGGCUUUUAUCCACAAACGUUUGCAGGCUAAAAAUAUCCCUCCUCCGGGCAGCACCAUUCCAGGAGAGCGUGUCUUGACGGCCCGACUCGUUGCCUUUUUUGACGGGCUCGUGGCUUUGGUCGAGCCGCGCUGGCCGGGCUCGCCGUGGGGCAGCCGUGGUGCCGCGAGGGGAAAGGCGCCGGCGAGGGCUGGGACGGGACCUGCCCCAUCGCCGCUCUUUUUUUUUUUGGGUAGGAAAAGCAGCGAAGGUCAAGGGGAGGACGGGGUUAAAGCCAUCUUCAUCCCGGAGCUCUUCCUCAGCCUCUUCGUCCACCUCUCGCCCCUCUGCCUCUGUCCUACCAGGGCUGGUGGCCCACGGGCAGCGCUGGUGGCCACGAUGUCCCGGCUGGAGAUGAGUUUCCUCCCAGCUCGCUGACGACAGAUGCCGCCGGGGGCCGGGCACGGCGGCGGCGGGGCGGGGGGGAUGAGGCCGAUGGCCCCUCGGCGGGGAUAAGGCAGCACCUCGGCGGGCUGCCCGGGUGCCCCCCGCGUGGGGUCUCCUGCCCCCACCCCGGGAGAGCCCCGGCCCGCCUGGAGCUGCCAUGGAGGGCGCCUCGGUGCUCAGCCCGUCCUCGUGGGAGAAGCGGCGCGCCUGGGUCAGGCAGAGCCGCUGCUGGCGGACCACGGUGGUGGAGGAGGAGGCGGCCGCUGCCAUGCAGGACGUCCCCGAGCUGCAGCCCCCCCACCUGGACGACGUCUUCCUUGAAGGAAGCUCCUCCAGCAAGAUAGAGACGUGGCUGCAGCACUGCGGGUCAUCUGUGGAGGUGCUGCCGGAGGAGCUGGGCUUGCUGGGACCCUACGGCUGCGGGAGCAGCGGCGCCAGCUUUGAGGACGAUCUGACGCUGGGAGCUGAAGCACCUCUCUGCUUCCCUUUUCCAGCUCUUCUGCUACCGGGGAAUGACAAAGCCACCGGCAGGGCUCUGCGGGGCAAGCAGCUCAACCUGGGGCACAGCAUGGCAUCCAGCGCCCUCUCCAGCGUCACCAACAAGACCAGCUCCAGCAUCUCCGAGGUGCUGGAGUGGUGGCAGGCGGACGCCGAGGAAAUCCUCUACAACCUGGGCUUCGUGCAGAGCGAGCCGGGCGCCGUGGCUCGCAUCCCCGCGCGCUUCUUCUCGGCGCCCUCGCAGGCCAAGGGCAUCGACUUCCAGCUCUUCCUGAAGGCCCAGGUGCGGCGCAUGGAGAUGGAGGACCCCUGCCUGAUGCUGGCCAGUCGCUUCCAGCAGGUCCAAGCUCUGGCCGCCACGGCCGACGCGUUCUUCUGCCUCUACUCCUACGUCUCCAAGACCCCCGUGCAGCGCAUCUCCCCCUUGCGCCUCGCCUGGGCCGACCCCGACGUCCCCGAUAUCCGCGUCUCCCCCGCCCAGCCCGCCGUCCUCUCGCCCGGGGACCGCCUGAAGAAGGCCGUGGCCAAAAUGUGCCUGUACACGGCCCCCCGCGCCGGGGACAGCCCGCGGGGGGCCGGCGCCCUGGGCAGGGUGGUGCAGGAGGUGCUGGAGCGGGCCAGGGAGGAGAGGUUUCGCUUCGACCCCCCCGAUGGCGAGGGUGGGGAAAGGGACAUUGGUGGAGUGCCCCUGGGAACGUCACCGCAUGGAGCCCCGGGGUCUCCGCCGGCACCCCCGUGGCCGGAGCGGGGUGUCCCCAAGUGUCACCGGCAGCCGGGGCUGCCCCCAAGGCUGUCCCCAGAGGGGAUGGACACUGCCGAGGAGCGUCCCCGUUGCCUGAGCCCUUCGGCAGGGGGUCUGCCGUGGGCUGGGGGUGCUCCGUGCCCCUUGGGGACAGGACAGGGGGGCACAGAAGACAGGCAGCUGUGGGCGGACGUCGCCUCGUCCCCAGCUCCGUGCGCCGCGGCCACCCAUGGCAGGUGGGUGUGCGCCACCCCCGAGCAGCCGGGAGCCGAGGGGGACUCCGGUUUUGGCUCCAGCCCCUGGGGGACCUCCCCCGGGAGGAAGGAAGGGGCCCAGCCCCCCGGCGAGCCCCUGGACUCCUGCGGGGCAUCGUCCCCCCACCAGCCAAGAGAUGGAGGCCAACGGGCCCGGCGGAGCAGGGGACGGCACCGGGAAGGUGACCCAAGGGACACCAGAUGGUGGCAGGGGGAUGCACCAGGGCUGCAGCCCCCCGGGAAGGCUCCGGCGGUGGGGGGGCUCUCCCCCCACCAUCCCAGCUGGGCAGAGACGCGCUGCGGGGAGGCCCCGGACUCCUUCGAGAUGGAAGAGGUGCCGAGCGCCGGUGAGGACGACGGCGAUGCCCACGAGGAAGCCGGCUGCUUCUUCCCUCCCUCCCUGCGGGUCCGGAGAAGCUUGAUGCUGCAGGGGGGCAGCGGCCACUCCGACAGCAGCGGCUUCGUGGAGGAGCCGCUGCCCGAGCAGAUGCCGUGAGACCCCCCGAGGGACCCCCCCUGCCCACCCCCACCGCGACGCCAGCACCGGCAGGGAGCCGCCGAUGGAUGCACGAGGGAUUCUGCCCCCCCCCCUGCGUUUCGGAUCCCGGAGCCCGUCCUCAGCCGAGGGCUGAGCACUGCGUGGACACGUCUGGGUGUGAGCGUGCGUGCACGUGUGUGCGUGUGUGUGUGUGUGCACCCCGUGGUUGUGCUGCACCAGGAACCUCUCGACUCAGGACUUUUACCCCCAACAGCACCAGCAUCCCCCCAAACCCUGCCCUGUUUUUACUGGGGCUUCACUAGCACUUUGGAAACGCUCUGCUCCCCGGGCGCGUGUAACACUAGGACGGGGGUUUGCCGGGGCAGAGCCCACAGCACACUGGAAAUAAAGUUCCCCAAGGGA